CGGCUGGCGGGGCGGGCGGUGCUGGCGCGCGCGGCGGGGCCGGCGCUGGGCCAGUGCGCGCGGGCUGCGCGGGGACGGGGCGCGCCAUGGCCGCCUGAGGCGCGCGGGGGACGGCGACCGGCUCGCGCCCGGCCCGGCCGUUGGAGGUGAGACUUUGCUCACUGUUGAAAAAUGGGAGAGAUAGAAGGAACAUACAGAGUUCUGCAGACUCCUGGCUCUCGUUUGGGGGUCCAGAAGAACACCGGAGUGAGUACCUUGGAGCCAGGACAGAAUCUCUCUACUGCAAUGGCAUUAUCACCUGCCAAAACGCAUGAGAGGGAUCUACAGAUCAAAAUAAAGAUGUUGGACAACACGGUGGAAGUACUUGACAUUGAGUCGAAAUGUUAUGGACAAGCGUUACUGACAGAAGUUUACAAGCAUCUGAAUUUGAUUGAAUCAGACUAUUUUGGAAUUGAGUUCCAGAACAUCCAGUCAUAUUGGAUUUGGCUGGAACCUAUGAAACCUGUUAUUAAACAAGUACGGAGACCAAAGACUACAAUGCUUCGUCUAGCAGUAAAGUUUUUCCCUCCAGACCCUGGCCAGUUGCAAGAAGAAUAUACUAGGUAUCUGUUUGCAUUACAAAUCAAGAGAGACUUGGCAGAGGAACGACUAACCUGCAGUGACAAUACGGCAGCUCUUCUGGUCUCUCAUCUUCUGCAAUCUGAAAUAGGGGAUUUUGAUGAAUCAGAGGAUCGAGAACACCUUAAAACAAAUCAGUAUUUGCCAAACCAGGAAAGAAUUCAAGGAAAAAUUCUGGAGUUCCACAGGAAGCAUGUGGGUCAAACUCCUGCUGAAUCAGACUUUCAAGUGCUUGAAAUUGCCCGGAAACUGGAGAUGUAUGGUAUUAGAUUUCACCUUGCAUCUGACCGUGAGGGCACAAAAAUUAAUCUAGCUGUUUCACACAUGGGUGUACUAGUAUUCCAGGGUAAUACGAAAAUCAACACCUUCAACUGGUCUAAGGUCCGUAAACUAAGCUUCAAGAGGAAAAGAUUCCUUAUUAAACUCCACCCAGAGGUCCGUGGCCCAUAUCAAGAUACCCUGGAGUUUCUUUUGGGGAGUAGGGAUGAGUGUAAAAACUUCUGGAAAAUCUGUGUUGAAUAUCAUACAUUCUUUAGGCUGUUUGAUCAGCCAAAGCCGAAGGCUAAAGCGGUAUUCUUCACAAGAGGGUCUUCAUUCAGAUACAGUGGACGUACACAGAAGCAGCUAGUGGAUUAUAUUAAGGACAGUGGGAUGAAGAAGACUCCAUACGAAAGGCGGCACAGCAGAGCUAGAGUGUCUGCUCACACUUCAAACACAGACGUGCCAAAACAGAGUGUCCCAUUCACUGAGAGCUUGAGAGCCCCAGGGUCUCCUGCCUCAGCAACAGCCCCCUUCCAUUCAGUUCAUUCAUCGACCACUCCUACUACUGCCCUGCCCAUCUUUGCAGAAACCAGCCCUUCCUCUGUGGACUCCCGAGCACCGUACCCAAGGAUUCCAGAAAAAAAUAUUGCAACGCCAGCAGAAGAAACCGGGAGAAAACUGAUGCAGCAGCCUGGAUCUUCCAUGCUCCAGUCAUUCCAAGGCCUCUCCGUGGACCAUUCUCAGCUCUCUCCCUUCACACUGAAGAGUCCCCUGAGCUUGAACCCAGCAUUUCAGGUGAAUUUGAACUCAGCUGGCCAGGGUUCAUCUCCUCUUCUGAGUCCUGUCCUGAGUGAUGCUGGUGGUGCCAGGAUAGAUGAUGAUGAUGAAAUGAAACGUAAGCGCUAUCCAACCGACAAGGCAUACUUCAUAGCAAAGGAGAUUCUUGCUACAGAACGGACAUAUUUGAAGGACCUGGAAGUUAUUACAGUGUGGUUUCGCAGUGCGGUCAUCAAGGAGAACGCUAUGCCAGAGGGUUUGAUGACAUUACUUUUCUCUAACAUAGACCCAAUUUACGAGUUUCAUCGAGGUUUUCUGAAAGAGAUUGAGCAAAGGCUAUCGCUGUGGGAAGGAAGAACCAAUGCUCACAUGAAAGGAGAUUAUCAACGAAUUGGAGAUGUCAUGCUCAGGAAUAUGAGUACUCUAAAGGAGUUUACCAGUUACUUGCAGAAGCAUGAUGAGGUCCUGACAGAACUGGAGAAAGCAACAAAACGCCUAAAGAAACUGGAAAUGGUUUAUAAGGAGUUCGAACUGCAGAAAGUUUGCUAUCUGCCACUCAACACGUUUCUGCUCAAACCCAUUCAGAGACUGAUGCACUACAAGUUGAUCCUGGGGAGACUUUGCAAGCACUACACAGCAGAGCACCGGGACUAUGCAGAUUGCCGGAAUGCUCUGAAGGAGGUCACAGAAAUGACGUCUCAGCUACAGCACAGCCUGAUCCGCUUGGAGAAUUUCCAGAAGCUGACAGAGCUGCAGCAUGACUUAAUUGGUAUAGAUAAUCUCACAGCACCUGGUAGGGAAUUUAUCCGGGAAGGUUGCUUGUACAAGCUUACUAAAAAGGGUUUACAGCAACGGAUGUUCUUUCUGUUCUCAGAUAUGUUGCUGUACACAAGCAAAGGUGUUACAGGGACAAAUCAAUUCAAAAUUCAUGGACAUCUUCCUCUGCAUGGCAUGUUGGUGGAGGAGAGUGAGAACGAAUGGGCUGUCCCACACUGCUUCACAAUCUAUUCAGCACAGAAAACCAUAGUAGUGGCAGCGAGUACCCGCCUGGAGAUGGGGAAAUGGAUGGAAGACCUAAACAUGGCAAUCGAAAUGGCCAAGAAAUCUACUGAGAAAUCUGACAUGCUUCUGGAAAACUCAGUGUGCAAUCGUUCCAACAGAUCCUCUGAUGAGGUCUCUCUAGAACAGGAGUCCGAAGAUGACAUACACUCUUCUCGUAGCUCCUUGGACAGGCAGAGCCACCACCGUGCCAACACAACCAUGCACGUGUGCUGGUACCGCAACACAAGCGUCUCCAUGACCGACCACAGUGUGGCCGUUGAGAAUCAGCUUUCAGGAUACUUGCUGAGGAAGUUCAAAAAUAGUAACGGCUGGCAGAAACUGUGGGUUGUCUUCACCAACUUCUGUUUGUUCUUCUACAAAACGCACCAGGACGACUAUCCUUUGGCCAGUCUCCCGCUCCUUGGCUAUGCGGUCAGCUCCCCCAUGGAGGCAGACGGCAUUCAGAAGGAUUAUGUCUUCAAGCUGCAGUUCAAGUCCCAUGUGUACUUCUUCAGGGCUGAGAGCAAAUAUACCUUUGAGAGGUGGAUGGAGGUGAUCAAGAGAGCCACCAACUCUCCAGCAAGAUCGAACCUGCUGCUUCCAAAGGAUGAGGAUAGUCACACAGACUGAAGGGGGGCAGAGCUGGAUCUCUGCUAUAAACAUAAGUAAAAGAGGUGGGUGGAAACAGGAGUCCCUGGAGUGGAUAAAGCAAAGAACCAGGAUGCUCAUUUCCACCUCGUAUGGAAAGUGAGAGUGAGGGAGUUAUGGACUGGAAUCACAUCCGCUCUGCAUGGUAUGGAAGAGGGUCAAGUCUGCUCCAGUUGAACCUACUUAGAGAGAACCUAACAACUGCCGAACUCCAGUGUGCACACAUUGUGGAAGAUAUUUUGUUCCAGUUGUACCAGCUCUGUACCGUAAUACCCUUGCCUGCCCUGAAGGCAAAUGACACCUCUUUUUACAUUGUGACUGAGUGGUCAGCAUACAUGAGAGAAAAAUAGCAGUUGUCAGUGGUGUGUUUGGCUCACAGCUGCUGGUGUCAGGCUCGCUGGCUCCCAGAAGUUCCCUUCCCCCGGAUGCUCAGCAUGGCUGGCUGUACAACUGCUGUCUUACUCGCUGCUGUUAACACCAACCUGCUGGCACAAUCUUCCUAGACUAACAGGGUCCACAGAUAUAUUAGCUUAAACACAGUUAACUUUGAACAGAAACUGCAGCUCUCAUAGAACAAUUCUGCUCUUUGGAAACUGUCACGGCAACAAUUUUCCAGGGGAAGUGGGAAGGCUGAACCUCUAAGCUGUUGAGGUGUCAGUAUCGUGGGCUGGUCCAGCUAAGGUGCGUGGUUUUUCCUUUAGAACUCUGCUCUGUUGCAUGCUGAGAAGGUCAACUGCUGUUCUCAUAUUACAGCUCCACUAUCUCUCCAUCCUGUAACAACAGGUAUUACUUAAGGCACGGGAUGGCAAACACUCUGUCCACCCUUAUGUGGGUGAUGUUUUCAAGGCAUUUAAGCAAUAUAGGAGAACAAGCUCCUCUGCAAGUUACUAUUGCUUGUGCUUCUGUGUCACUUGAAGACUUCUGAAAAAUCCCUAUUCUUACUUUUAAAUAUGGGGUGGAUCCGUCUUUCAUUUCACAUGAAGGUGUAAAAGUCACUGGAUUCUAGAUGGAGCAUUAGCGUCUGUGGACUCUAUUAAAUCUCUGUAUCAAAUCUGAA
This is a messenger RNA of Dromaius novaehollandiae (emu), 4402 nucleotides long. It is a transcript of the gene FARP2, whose product is annotated as FERM, ARH/RhoGEF and pleckstrin domain protein 2. The record is from RefSeq and is a predicted model, not a curated record. NCBI's taxonomy places the organism in Eukaryota, Metazoa, Chordata, Aves, Casuariiformes, Dromaiidae. The coding region runs from base 172 to 3327 and encodes 1051 amino acids. The transcript has 27 exons. Gene Ontology annotation, cellular component: cytoskeleton. Gene Ontology annotation, molecular function: guanyl-nucleotide exchange factor activity.